Heterobasidion irregulare TC 32-1 is the source of this 618-nucleotide messenger RNA. RefSeq lists its product as uncharacterized. The record is from RefSeq and is a predicted model, not a curated record. Lineage: Eukaryota; Fungi; Basidiomycota; Agaricomycetes; Russulales; Bondarzewiaceae. Gene Ontology annotation, biological process: DNA-templated transcription. The transcript has 5 exons. Bases 1 to 618 code for a protein of 205 amino acids. Gene Ontology annotation, cellular component: nucleus. Gene Ontology annotation, molecular function: zinc ion binding; DNA binding.
AUGGCGAGCCUCUCCGCCCACUUCACGCCCUGCUUCGCAGCGUGCUACAGCGACCCCGACUGUGCCACAGAGCACUUCAUGCUGCAGGCCGUGGGCCUUGUCCUGCAUGAGAUGUACAAGCCCAGCCUUGAGCGGACGCAGGGUUCAUGCGUGCUCCCUGCCCUCCCAUCCACAGCGCCGCCAUCUGACUGCCCGCAUUUUCUCCUCAGUGUCACGGAGUGCCACGGGGACCGGGAUCGGAGCUUUAUGCACAUGGGCAUCGCCGCGCGCAUGGCCGGCCUUCUCCGAUUGCACCGAGAGGAGACCUACCGCCUCCUGCCAGAUGCCUCUGCAGAAGAUGUCAUCGCCUCUGAAGUUGCUAGGCGCACAUUCUGGAUGAUAGCCAGCCAGGACAACCUCCAAUCCGCAAUGAACACCCCUGCCCCAUUCUUGCUGCGCAACAUCAGCGCCCUCCUCCCGUGCGACGAGCAGGACUUCGCGCUCGGCAGCGCCCUGCAUGCGCGCGAGCCCUCGCGGAGCAACAACUCCACGCUCAUAGGCACGCCCUCACGCUCGCUCUUCGCGGUGCUCAUACAGGCACACAACCUCCGGGGCCAGGUCACGCACCAUGCGUGCUAG